AUGUCCUAUUUUCUCGACGGCAACCAAAUGAUCAGUGGAUCAGGCAAUAAGACCGCUCGGCGAUGGAACCUGCGGGAGGGCAAGGAUAUUAAAGAGGCUCGCGAGGUUUGCAAGAAUCGUAUAGAAGUAGUGGGGGUAUCAAGGGAUGGUCGACGGGUUAUCGCUGCAGCUGACAAUCUGAUCGAGUGCAUCGAUGUCUCCCCGGAUAGCACGCUGCUGGCGGGUGUGUUGGUCGAUUCUGUGCGGAUAUGGCACUUGGACACAGGCGAACUCGUGGCAGGUCCAUUCGAAUGUGGAGAUGAUGGUAUUCGCCAAUCAGCACUUCGAUUCUCGGAAGACUGUCGCAAGUUGGCGCUGCUGUCAGCGGCGGGGCGGUUCCUUCAAGUGUGGGAUAUCCAAACGCAGAACUUGGAUGUACAAAAAUCUGCCACUUUCAACGGUGGGCCGCAUUCAACUAGCCUCACUAACAGUAACACCACCACAACAAUCUAUGAGUUUGACGCGUCCACGCUCGAGACUAUCGGAGCCCCUUUCAAAGGGCACACUGAUAUCAUCACCGGUCUAGCACUCUCAUCUGAUUGUACUCUUCUCGCCAGCUCUUCCUGUGACAGCACCAUUAAGCUCUGGGCUUUCGAGUCCCGCCAGCUCCUCGCUUCAUUCGACGUCGAGUCUCCCUUAACCCUCCUCUCACCCGAUUCACGCCAACUGGCUUACACGACUUUUUUUGAUAGCAAUAUCCAUAUAUGCGACAUUCCAGCCGACAUUCUUGCUAGCGUUGGGCUUUCAGAAGAAUCGCAGCCAAGUACCAGUAAAUCUAAACGUUCACACCAUGCUAAUCUACUCAAUUCCGAUGCAACACAUCGUCCCAUGUGCCAUAAACCGGUGAUAACACCUGUCAUGUCUCCAAUCCCUCGACCUUUGCCUACAAGGGACCCAAAUACUUUCCUUCGUUUUCGACGCAAGCUCCUUCCCUCCCCUUCUCUUUGCUUCCCAGUUGACUUGACGGUUCUCUUGCAGUUCCCUGCUACAUCCCCCCUACCUCGACCACUUAUACAACCCAACGAGAACUCUCGACCCACGCCGGUACCACCCACCAGCCAAUUUUCCGCUACCAAUACUUCCGCAACCCUCAAAUCCAGCUUACAUCGAAUGUCAACGUGGCUUACCCCUCAGAUAGAUCAUGCAUCCCCGGCUAUCGUCGAUGUUCCUCUCGCGCCAGGUAAACUGCGGUACGCUACAGUGGGUGCUCCCGGUGAUGAUGAUGACCUGAUACGCGACGAAGACUAUGUUUCCCCUUCUCCUUCCUUAAAUCCCGGCUCUCGCGCACAGAUGGUUAACGCCGGACAACACGGAAAUGGCCGGUUUUGUUUCUGUUUCUAA
Molecule: messenger RNA, 1380 nt
Organism: Suillus subaureus
Lineage: Eukaryota; Fungi; Basidiomycota; Agaricomycetes; Boletales; Suillaceae
Product: WD40-repeat-containing domain protein
Exons: 8
Coding region: 1-1380 (459 amino acids)
Molecular function (GO): protein binding
Source: RefSeq, a predicted model, not a curated record